GACAGGACACAGGGACACCGUGGGGACAGGGGAGGUGGGACCAUGGGGACAAGGCACAUGGGGUCUUGGGGACAAGGCACACAAGACCUUGGGGACAAGGGACUCACGGGGAUGGGACACUGGGGACACUGGGGACAGAGCAUGAGGGACAUGGGGAUGGGACACAGGGGACACUGGGGACAGGCACGUGGGAGUUUGGGGACAGUGAUCGCAGCACCUUGGGGACAGCAAUCAUGGUGACGAUGGUGACAAGGUGAUGGCACCAUGGGGCAGGGGACACAGCUCAGGGGAUGGCACAGGGGACAUCCCCAUCAGGGUGACCGCGGGCAUCACUGGGGAUGCUGGCACCAGGUGGCAUUUCGCCAUCGCUCGGUGUCACUGUCACUCACCCGCCAAUUACCGGGGCGGGCCCUGUCCCCGCCCCGCCCGGCUCUAUAAAGCCACUGUCACCCGCGGGGACACGGCCCGCAGGACACGGGACAGGAUCCCGGGAGGUGACACACCUGCAGGUGCUGCUGGGGACGGGGACAAGCUCGGGGACAAUCCUACUGGCACCUGUGCCACCUGUGCCACCCUCUCCACAGGCCCAGCCAUGUCACGCACAUCCAGAGCUGCCCUCAGCAGAGGGACACCCAAGGGACACCCGGAGGUCAUGGCAGAGAGCGGGGACAGGGACGAGGGUGUCAUCGACCCCGACAUGGUGGCCUUGUUCGAGGACUUCCUGGGGAAAGUGGUGACAGCGGCCUCCACGGAGGCUCGCCCGGUGGCCCAGCCCUACCACUACUGGCUGCGGGACACGGAGCAGCAGGGGCUGUGCCUGCGCGACGGCCACCUGGUGGCCACCAGCCUGCAGGGGGCCAACGCCGCCCAGGAAGAGCCCAUCAGCGUUGUCCCCAACCGGCACCUGGAGCGCCGGCGCUGUCCCCUCAUCGUGGGCAUCCGCGGUGGCACCCGCGCCCUGUCCUGUGGCACCGGCCCCGAGCCACAGCUGAGCCUGGAGGACGUGGGGCUGCUGGAGCUGUUCUCGGGUGACAAGGACAGGGCCACGCCCUUCACCUUCUACAAGACCUUCGGGGGCUCCACGCACACCUUCGAGGCCGCCGCCUUCCCCGGGCUCUUCCUCAGCACGGCCACGGGCCCGGGCGAGGCGCUGGCCCUGGCACCGCCCCCCGGGGCCACCGCCUUCUACCUGCGCCGCAAGUGACACCGGGGACACCUGGGACUGGGGACAUCCCUGGUGCCACCACCGCCUUCUACCUGCGCCGCAAGUGACACCGGGGACAUCUGGGACUGGGGACAUCCGUGGUGCCACCACCGCCUUCUACCUGCGCCACAAGUGACACCGGGGACAUCCCUGAUGGGGACAUCCUUGGUGCCACCACCGCCUUCUACCU
Messenger RNA from Serinus canaria (Common canary), 1394 nucleotides. RefSeq lists its product as uncharacterized. NCBI's taxonomy places the organism in Eukaryota, Metazoa, Chordata, Aves, Passeriformes, Fringillidae. Bases 257 to 1204 code for a protein of 315 amino acids. The transcript is spliced from 5 exons. The record is from RefSeq and is a predicted model, not a curated record. Gene Ontology annotation, molecular function: cytokine activity. Gene Ontology annotation, biological process: cellular response to lipopolysaccharide; positive regulation of gene expression; inflammatory response to antigenic stimulus.